Molecule: messenger RNA, 1578 nt
Organism: Cannabis sativa
Lineage: Eukaryota; Viridiplantae; Streptophyta; Magnoliopsida; Rosales; Cannabaceae
Product: WAT1-related protein At5g64700
Exons: 7
Coding region: 273-1388 (371 amino acids)
Cellular component (GO): plasma membrane
Molecular function (GO): transmembrane transporter activity
Source: RefSeq, a predicted model, not a curated record
GAAGAACUAGAUAGUAGUGAGACUAGUGAGAAUAGUGCCUAUGAAAUUGCCAUUCUUAACAACUAUAUACAUAACAUUAUCUAUAUUUGUAUACAUAUAAAAAAGUGUUAUAAUAGCUUAUCUCUCUCUCUUCUCAUUCUAUAUAGCCAUUUUUCAUUCUCAACUUUGUUUGACUUAUCAUCACACUCUUCUACACCCAACCACUAACCAACCCUCUUCUUCUUCUUCUUAUUAUUAUUAUCAUUACUAAGAAGAAGAGGGAGUAAUUGAAAAUGGGGUUGGGAAAGAAAUGGUUUUUAUGGUCACAAGUGGUGAUUGGAAUGUUAUUGGUUCAAGCAUUCGCAACUGGUAUGCAAAUUCUAUCGAGAAUCAUUCUUGUUGAAGGAACUUUUGUGUUUGCUUUGAUGACAUAUCGUCAUUUGGUUGCUGCUCUUUGUGUUGCUCCUUUGGCUUUCUAUUUCGAAAGAGUUAGUGAAGUGAACAAGUGUAAUAAGAAUGUUUGGUUUUGGCUAUUCUGCAAUGCCUUAGCAGGGGUAACAUGUGCUAUGGGAUUGUUCUAUUAUGGGCUAAGAGAUACAACAGCUACUUAUGCAACAAAUUUCCUCAAUUUAAUUCCUAUUGUCACAUUUGUCUUAUCAAUCCUACUCAAAUUAGAGAGGUUGAAUCUAGAUACAAAAGGAGGUAAAGUGAAAUGUAUAGGGGCAUUGAUGUGUGUAGGUGGAGCUCUUACAACUAGUCUUUACAAAGGAAAAGCUUACUACAUUAUAAGUCAUCAUCAUCAUCAUGACCAUACUACAAAUCACUCUCAUAUCAUUCCUAACACAACUCAUACAAAUUGGCCACUUGGCACUCUCAUGUUGGUUGGAAGUUGUUUCUGUUAUUCUACAUGGUUCCUUAUACAAGUUAAGUUGAAGCAAAUAUUUCCAUAUAAGUAUUGGUCAACAAUGUUGACAUGUCUUAUUGGAGCUCUGCAAUCUGCUAUUGUUGGUUUAUGUCUAGAUAGAAGUGUAGCUUCAUGGAGACUAGGCUGGAAUUUACAACUCAUCACUAUAAUUUACUCAGGAUCACUUGCUACAGCCGCGACAUUUUGCCUGUUGACAUGGGCAAUCUCAAUUAAAGGGGCCACUUAUCCCUCAAUGUUCAACCCGCUCACACUCAUUUUCGUAUCUUUAUCUGAGGCAAUCAUACUAGGUGUGGCCAUAACAACGGGAACUUUGAUUGGGAUGGUGUUAAUCAUAUUUGGAUUGUAUUCAUUCUUGUGGGGCAAUAGAAAAGAGACCAAAAGCUUAGUUCAUGAUGAGAACAGCUUAGAAGGAGAAGGAGCAAUAAAGAUUACAAUGAGUGCUUCUGAUCACAUUCCAACAAUGCCAACUACUCCAAAACAAUGAUAUAACAAAAAUAGACAUAAAGCUAAAGCUAAAAUUUAUCAAUGUUGACCCUAAAAAAAAAUAUUUAUGUUGAUAAAAGCUUACUCUCUUACUUAUUAUCUAAUUGGGUUUCAAGUUUUUAUUACAUAUUCCAAGCUAACCUUGUUAGUGUUUAAAUAUUAAUUCUAAGUAGAGUUAGCUUUUUUUUUUU